Messenger RNA from Hevea brasiliensis (rubber tree), 1400 nucleotides. RefSeq names its product casparian strip membrane protein 4. Bases 641 to 1225 code for a protein of 194 amino acids. Lineage: Eukaryota; Viridiplantae; Streptophyta; Magnoliopsida; Malpighiales; Euphorbiaceae. The transcript is spliced from 3 exons. The record is from RefSeq and is a predicted model, not a curated record.
UUUCCCUCUCCAUCUUAUAAAAUUGCCUACAUGAAAUUAUUAUUGUAUUAUAUAAUUUCUCUUUAUGUCAUAUUGUGGAUAAAAGUAAACAAGAGGGGGCAGCCGCAGAUCUUUGGAAUUUGGAUCCUGACCAAAGACUUCCACUACCUCUUUGUGGGCUUGUGGCCCAUGACACGAAUCCAGGCACUAGAGUACACCAGCAUCAGCAAUUCAGGAUUGGGGAUGUUAUCGUAUAGGGCAAUAAACAUUAUCAGAUAGCCAAAAGAACGCUUCAUUUUACUGAUCAUCACUUGCUAGCUAGAGAGUAGGAAGAAGGAUAAGGAUCCUACCUUUACAUUCAGUGUCUGGCUGAAAGGAUUUGUAUAAAAUAAAACAAUUAAUAUCUUGGCUUUAGUUAGACCAUGUAGCUUAUCAGUGGGCUGCUUAGACAAGCAAAACCAACUAAUACCCACUUUUAGUUGGUUCUCAGCAUUGCUUCCAUUGAGAAAAUCCAAUUUUGCUUUGGUGUGCUAAUUCACAUCUACACCUAGAUUUUUCCCUGCCUUCCCACUUAUUUCAGCUUAAAUUAGCAUCAUUGAGAACCUGAAUCAGAGCUUUAAAGAGGGGAGACCAAGAAAAUAUAAGCAAGAAACUAAAAAAGAUGUCCUCACCCAUGAAGACAGGACCUCUGGAGGCUGGUGAAGCAUCAAAGAAUGAAACCUCAAAACAUGGGUUAAAUACAAACAGAGGGAGAGCGAUCUCAAUACUAGACCUCAUUUUAAGAGUUUUUGCAGCGAUUGGCACAUUAGGAAGCUCUGUUGCCAUGGGAACUACUAAUCAAACACUUCCAUUUUCGUUUCAAUCUUUCCAAUUCAGGGCUGAGUAUAAUGAUCUCCCUAUGUUCAUGUUCUUUGUGAUUGCAAAUUCUAUUGUAUGCGGAUAUCUUGUUCUGUCUCUUCCCCUGUCUAUCUUUCACAUCAUCCGGAGUGAAGCGAAAAUCAGCAGGGUCAUCUUCAUCAUAUUUGAUACGGUUAUGUUGAGUCUUCUAGCUUGUGGGGCUUCUGCUGCAGCAAGCAUUGUAUACUUGGCACACAAAGGGAAUGCUAAUGCCAAUUGGCUCCCGAUUUGCCAACAAUUCAGCAACUUCUGCCAGCGAAUAUCUGGAUCUCUCAUAGGCUCUUUCUUCUCAGUGAUCAUUCUUAUUCUGAUUAUUACUACAUCAGCAGUGUCUCUCUCUCAAAUCUAGUAUAUUACAAGACUGUCUCAUGUAUCUUUAUCCCAUAAAAAAACUUCACCAAGUUUGUUUCCAAUACUGUAUUAGACCAGAAACUCGAUGUGGGUAAAUAAGGUCUAACCAAGAUCUUUUGACCUCUUGCCCUGACUACUAGAUUAAUAAAUGUUUUUGAUAUAAUUGGUUUCCA